AUGAAGAAAUUACUGUGUUCGUGUGUGUGUGUGUGUGUGUCCUCCUGUUCCUCCUCCAUGCUGUGUCCAAAGCGGUGCACCUGCCAGAACCUGCUGCCGUCCUACACCGUGCUGUGUGCCAAGACGGGCCUCCUCUUUGUCCCACCCAACAUCGACCGCCAGACAGCCGAGCUCCGGCUAAUGGACAAUUUCAUCACAACGCUGAGACACCGCGACUUCGCCAACAUGUCCAGCCUGAUCCACCUGACCCUGAGCAGAAACACCAUCAGUCAGAUUCGGCCGUACGCCUUCGCUGACCUCCAGGAUCUCCACGCUCUCCAUCUGGACGCCAACCGCCUCACGAUCCUGGAUGACUCCCACUUCCAGGGCCUGGUGAACCUGAGGCACCUCAUCCUGGCCAACAACCAGCUGCACAGCAUAUCAGAGGGAGCAUUUCAGGACUUCCUGGAGACCCUGGAGGACUUGGAUCUGAGCUACAACAACCUGGUGGACAUCCCCUGGGAGACCAUUGCCCUGUUGAUCAGCGUCAACACCCUGAGCCUGGACCACAAUCUGAUAGAGAGCGUCCCUGAGGGAAUCUUCUCCAACCUGCACAAACUGGCCAGACUGGACAUGACAUCCAACAAACUGAAGAAGAUUCCUCCGGACCCGUUGUUCCUGCGGAUCCCGGUGUAUGCCAAGUCGAAGGGCUCUCCUCUCACAGCACUGGUGCUGAGUUUUGGCGGGAACCCUCUGCACUGCAACUGUGAGCUGGUCUGGCUUCGCAGACUGACCAGGGAGGAUGACCUGGAGACCUGCGCUUCACCUAAAGACCUGGCUGGCAAAUACUUCUGGACCAUCAGAGAGGAGGAGUUUGUUUGCGAGCCACCGAUGAUAACUCGUCACACCUCCAAGAUGUUUGUGAUGGAGGGUCAGGAGGUGAGCCUGCGCUGUAAGUCAGUGGGAGAUCCCGAGCCUUCGACGCACUGGGUCAGCCCGGACGGGAAGCUGAUCGGAAACACGUCCCGAACCAUCUGCUAUGAGAACGGUUCUCUGGACAUCCUCAAGGCCUCCGUCAAGGAUUCGGGGAAGUUCACCUGCAUAGCAUCUAAUGCAGCCGGAGAGGCAACAGCUCCCGUUGAGUUAGUCGUCAACCCUUCUCCACACUUUGACCCCAAACUGGACCCUGACCCGGGGCCUUCAGACAUCCCCACCUCCAUCAAAUCCAACGUCAGCGGAGGCCAGGCCCGGUCCGAUCAGCAGAGGGUCAGCGUGUCAGAUCUAACAUCCAGCUCCGCCACCAUCAGAUGGCCCCCGCAGAACCACAUACCGGGCGUCCGCAUGUACCAGAUCCAGUACAACAGCUCCACAGACGAUAUACUCAUAUACAGGAUGAUCCCAGCCAACCACAAAUACUUCCUGCUGAGCGACCUGGCGUCAUCGCGGGACUACGAGCUGUGUGUCUUGGCCGUGUACGAUGAUGGCAUCACUGCCCUGACAGGCACCAAGCUGGUGGGCUGCGUGUCCUUCACUACAGAGACGGAGUACGGACGCUGUCACUCUAUACGAGACCAGUUCCUGGGUGGUACUAUGAUCAUCAUCAUCGGGGGGAUCAUCGUGGCCUCUGUCCUCGUCUUCAUCUUUAUCCUCCUGAUGAAGUACAAGCUGCACAGUAACCACUACAAACAGAAAGCCGCCGCACGCCAAGCCAACGUCUGCUCCCAGACCAACGGAGGAGGCGGAGGCGGAGCCAACGUCCUCGCUCUGCCUCCAUCCUCCUCCUCCGCAGGUGCAAAUAAAAGCUCCCAACCGUCAUCAUCAUCAGAGGGGAUGGGAGGGGCUUCUCUUCGAGGGACAACUGUAGUGGACUUAAAUCCCACCCAGGAAGAUGACGCCAUCUCCCAAUAA
Messenger RNA from Seriola dumerili (greater amberjack), 1887 nucleotides. RefSeq names its product leucine-rich repeat and fibronectin type III domain-containing protein 1-like protein. The record is from RefSeq and is a predicted model, not a curated record. The transcript is spliced from 10 exons. Lineage: Eukaryota; Metazoa; Chordata; Actinopteri; Carangiformes; Carangidae. The coding region runs from base 1 to 1887 and encodes 628 amino acids. Gene Ontology annotation, molecular function: protein binding.